Patiria miniata (bat star) is the source of this 2423-nucleotide messenger RNA. RefSeq names its product kelch-like protein 26. The record is from RefSeq and is a predicted model, not a curated record. NCBI's taxonomy places the organism in Eukaryota, Metazoa, Echinodermata, Asteroidea, Valvatida, Asterinidae. The transcript is spliced from 6 exons. The coding region runs from base 155 to 1999 and encodes 614 amino acids. Gene Ontology annotation, molecular function: protein binding.
AGCAAUUUGUUGGACUUGAGUCAAGUCUAAUUACGGAUAGUUGACGAAAAAAUGAUUUGCGAAACAUGUAACCCAACAUUUCUGUAAAAUUUCAGUGUUAAUCGAAUUUACACCGAUGUGAUUUGAAUAAGUGGGUGUCGAGGAUAGUUCCAAGAUGGAACUGGACCAGAGUGGCGAUAGUAGUGUGCUUUCUGUGCCACAAGAAUCGAAAGAUUCUGUCGUGAUUCCACAACUGUUGUCGUUGGCUACGGAGUUGGACUCGCUUCGUCACGAGGGGGCGCUGUGCGAUGUGACCGUUAAUGUGGACGACAGGCAGUUUCGUGCCCACAAGGUUGUACUUGCAUCAAUGAGUAAUGUCUUCAGGGCAAUGUUCACAGGCGGACUGAAAGAGGCCAGCCAAUCAGAGGUGGUGUUACAAGAUGAGACUGACCUAUCAGCUGAAGGCUUUGAAAUCUUAUUGGAAUUUGCCUACACGGCCAAGCUUGACCUCACCGUUGACAACGUCUUCGAGGUCCUGGCCUCGGCCUGCCACCUCCACGUAGACCUGGCCAUUGAGGGCUGCAUUGACUUUGUCGGCCGCUGCUUCACCGAGGACCAGCUCUCCUUCGACGACUACCUGAAGAUCUCGUCCAUGGCGGGCAACUACGGGCUGGACAGGCUCAAGCGGACAGCUGACCACCACAUCGCUAGGAACUUCGGGGAGGUGGCGCUUACGUCGGAUUUCCUGGAGCACAUGACGGCCCACAACCUGGGGCAGUUCCUGAUGAGGGACGACUUGGCGGUUGCCAGUGAAGUUGAGGUCCUGAAAGCAGUGGUCAACUGGCUUCACUACGACCCCUCCACCCGCCUCCACCACUCCUCCUCCCUGCUCAAGAAGGUUCGGCUGGGCCUAGUGUCCUCCCAGCACCUGGUGGAUCAGAUCGACUCCAGCCUCCAGGCGGUGUCGCAGGUCAAGUCUCUCUUCGAUCAGCUCAUACAGCACAUCGCCUUGCAUAGUCCCGUCAGUGGACAACUUGCCAAUCGUCACCCCGAGCUGUUCGCCCCUCGUGUUUCCACGAAGUCGUUACUAGCCAUAGGUGGCCAGACAACCUUGGGUUUUGCUCGGUACUUCUGCAGUCACCGGCAGGAGUGGAUCCCACUCAAGAGGUUUGCCCAGCUGCCGUUUGAUGGCGUCUCCCACCACUCCAUUAUCGCCGUUGCUGGAAAAAUAUUUCUUGUCGGAGGCGUGUCCACUGAAUAUCACAAGUCACAGACGCAAAACUUUGUCUACGCCUACGACGUGGUUGCCAACAAAUGGACGCGGCUACCCUCAAUGCGCGUCGAGCGAAGCCACACGGCCCUGGCGCACCUCAACGGAUACAUCUACGCCAUUGGCGGGAAAAACGAAAAGGGGGAGUGGCUUGAAACCGCUGAGCGCUACGAUCUAUCGAGAGGGAAAUGGCAGACAGUGGCUGCCAUGGCGACUGAGGCUUCAGGGAUGUACCCGUCGGCAGUUGCUCACGAAGAUAGGAUCUUUGUCAGUGCGGCUGAUGUUGUCGAUGGGGCCCAGCACCUAUCGUGUUUUGAUCCAGGCACGAAUACCUGGCAGGUGUGUAGCGGCGUGGAGACUAGCUCUCCUGGAAGCCUGGUUCGACUUGAUGGGACCUGCCUGCUGGUCACCCACCGCGCUGUCGAGAGCAAACUCGGUAAAAAGGAGAAGUGGAACCGUUGCCCUGUUGUUCAUGAGGUCACAACCUAUGACCACGGACAGGGUCAGUCCUACACCAUCGACCGCGUGAACACCCACGACCAGGCACUGGUCCCGGAGAGCGACUUGCGUCCGUUUCGCAUCGGGCGGCGCAUUUAUCUUAUGGUCAAUGGAGCGUGUAUGUACAGCAGAAUUGACGUGGAAGACGGACAGGUGUACGAUGUUGGUCUGGAUGCAUGGACUAAGCUUAGUCAAAACAUAGAGGGCAGUGGUAUUACAGAGUAUACCUUCAACGCUAAGAGCUUCUUGUAGGAAGCCAAUUUAAGUCCUGCGAACUAUUAGUCCGUUGUGUAUGUUACGCACCACGGGGUCAACAAAUUACUACCCUUUCACUUUGAAAAACUUACUGCAGUUGUUGUUUCAGUUGGCAACUGUAAUCAUGCUUCGUGUAGGUUUUUGGGGGGUUUCGUUUUGGGACCAAAAUGAAGAAUACAAUUGAAGAAAUUCACAAGAAAGUUGCUGCUAAUAUUUUUUUUUUUAAUUUCUUGUUAAGAAAUAAUUCUUGCACAUAAUUAACUAUAACUGUAUAUUUGUAAGUGGAUGUUGUACAAUGCACAUGUAAGUUUGUUUCAUCUUGUCAGCAAAGUUAUUAACACAUUUUCGUCUUUUGAUGAGUAGGGAUCAGAUCUUAUUGUUAGCCAUCAACAACAUUAAAAGCAAUAUGGUGAAAAAUGCA